Lampris incognitus (smalleye Pacific opah) is the source of this 3030-nucleotide messenger RNA. RefSeq lists its product as uncharacterized. The transcript is spliced from 18 exons. Bases 176 to 2131 code for a protein of 651 amino acids. Lineage: Eukaryota; Metazoa; Chordata; Actinopteri; Lampriformes; Lampridae. Gene Ontology annotation, molecular function: RNA binding; protein binding; metal ion binding. The record is from RefSeq and is a predicted model, not a curated record.
GCAGCAAAUUGAGUCCAUCAGACAAAAUACCACAGGAACAUGCGCGGUGUUAACUUUAAGAGCUAGUUAACCAGAAAUUGUGUUUUAGUCAAUGUAACUGGUAGUAUGUCACGGAUUACCUCCCCCAUUUUGCAUAUAUCGAACUAGCAAAAUAUCAAAUUAUUUAAAAUUAAGGAUGGACCUGUAUGAUGACGAGCCAGAAUAUGCGGACUUUCGGGUGGUCCAAGCAAUGAUGGAAAUGUUUGAACUGCAUUCUCCUGUGCGAAGGAUGGUGAGCAUUGGAUGUCUUGAUGAUGCUGACGAGAGAUUUUGGGGACCCCGCCAAGGUGAUUUCCCAGGGUUUUCUGGGUUUACUGUAAAUAUUAACAGAAGAUUAAAUGUGAGUCCGGGAAAGUCUUCCCACCCUAUAUAUGUGCCUGGGGCACAUUUCCCUCCAAGUGCAAAAGAGCCUCCUCACUUUUCCCCAGAGCUGAAGGAGAUUGUUGAGGGCCAUGCUGAAACAAAGACCAAAAAACACAUGGGAAAGGCCGACAGGAAGCGGCUUAAGAAACGGAAACAGAGGGAGAGGAAACGACUCGAGAAGUUAGAGAAGGAGAAACGGAAUUCACAGAAAAAAGUACAGGGAAAAGGUGACUCUAAGCAGUCGAAAGCAGAGGAAAAUGAAGGGGUAAAUGAUAAAUCUACUGAAAAAAUGAAGACUUCCAGUGGUAAACAUAUGAGCCAAUCGGGGAAACAAGAUGCAGACAGUAGCGGCAGCAGUAGUAGUGAAGAAGUCUCCAGCGAUGAAGAGAGCAGUGACCCAGAGAGUAUAUCGGAAAGCUGUGAGGGACUGGACCUAACCAGUGUCUUUGUAAGUAAGGCUGCAGACAUAGCCAAGAGAAAAUUAGAGCAGAAGCCCAAACAAGAAAAGAAGGAGAAAAAGAUAAAUAAUAAAAAGGAAAUUCAACCAGCCAAGGACAAACCUAAUGAAGAGCAGAAUGAUAUAAAUAAGAAUACUGCCGCCCCAAGCAACCCCAGUCUUGAAGAUAACCUAAAAAUAAGUACAGAACUUGCAGAGCUUGGAAAUAAGUACGCUCAAGCUGGACAAUUUGUUACUGCUGUGAAGCAUUAUACAGACGCAAUUAAGCACAACCCUACAGAUUAUAGGCUGUUUGGAAACCGCUCCUACUGUUUUGAGAAGAUGCAGGAGUAUCAAAAGGCGCUGACCGAUGCUGAGCUGUCCCUCAGCAUAUUUCCCAGCUGGGUCAAAGGUCAUUAUAGGAGAGGCAGAGCUCUGGCAGGUUUAAAGAGUUAUGACGAGGCUGCAGAGGCUUUUAAGAAUGUUCUGAAGCUCAACAGCAGCUGUGCAGAUGCUGCCCAGGAACUGAUGCGUGUGCAGAUAUCGCAACUAAUGGAGUACGGCUUUUCAAGGGAGCAGAGCUCAAAUGCCUUAAUAAUUCACGGGACAGUAAAUAAGGCACUGGAGGUGCUGUCUAAAUUAAAUGGUAGAUCAGAAGCCACCUCUGCCCAAGUCCAUAAAACUCUCCCACCAGCCUUGUCUGAGACGACCAGCAGAACCCCUGUCGCUUCCUCUGCCAACUCCAAACCCCUCCUUCCUCCUCAGGCCCAGGAUCCACCAAAACACCCACUUAUGAAUAGACCCUUGGGUCCAAUCCAGAAUAAGUCUAAUAUCCAGAGUGAGCCAAGGCCCCUUCAUAAACAUCUUGAGAAGGACGCAGAAGCUCACCAACAGCAACUGGAGCUGUUUCCUAUUUGGGUGGGAAACUUGGUUCCCACAGUUCAAGAAUCCACAGUUGCCAAACUAUUCAGCAGUGUCGGACAGAUAUAUAGUAUCAAGCUUCUGAUUAACAAAAGGUGUGCCUUUGUCAACUUUACCAAAAAAGACCAUUGUGAUGAUGCCAUCCGGCGGUUUCAUGGCUAUGUUUUAAUGGGCAACAAUAUCGUCGUGCGAUACCCCGACAGGAUUCCUAAGGGCAUGGGCAUCUCCAAGUUGGCCCUCAGAGCUGAAGACCAGCCAAAUGAUUGUUUCAAGCAAGGCGAGUGCGUCUACUGGCGGAGUGUCGGAUGUUACCGAAGACCUGGCUGUGCAUAUAGACAUGUCCCUGAGCAUAAAGGCAUCGACAACCAUUAACCGCAACAAGACUAUCAACGGUGUGAACCCCCCCAGUCAGUGACAUCAACACUGUUUAAGGCUUUGUCAGUUCUUAUUGCAUAUUUCUAACGAGAUUAAAUGAAUAAUAAGUUUAAAAAGUAGAACUUUAGCAACUGAUACUCACUGGAUAACAUGUAUUUUUUUAUGAUUUUAAUCCUUCUAAAUGUAGCGGCUACCAAAGAUGGAAGCUGCUGAUCUUGAUUGAAUUCCACUUUUUUUAUAUUUGUCAAAAAACAAAACAGUGAUGGCCUUAAUUGUUUAUUACAAGUUUCCAAAAAGUAUCUUUUUGCCAAAUUCCUGUAAGUCAAACGGAAAUAUUUCUCUGUGGAAACUGGAUUGUGUAUUCAUCCUCUGCUCAGGUUCCUGUCCAAGCCACACAUUUUGUUUGAACGGUGUGAUUUGAAUAGAAAUAACCGUUAAAUAAUCAUUUAGUUGUUUUUCCAUUAGCCACACCAAUUACAAACUAACAGACAGAAAUUGUGGGGAAAAAGCAAGACAUUAGCAUUGCUAAUGGGCAAAAAGGUAUCAUACAUUUUUAGCCAGUUUGUAUCUACAGAGAAAUCCACUGACUAUAUCUACUACAUGUUUGAUUUAAAUUUGAGCUUCAUGACAAUCUUACUCCUACAGAUAAUCCCGAAAGACAUAGUUUCAUGAUCUUGUAAAAUGUAGGGAUGGAUACUUGCACUGCUGCUUUAGUAUUGCUCUUUUCACCCUGCGGUUCUGUUUCUUUUGUUGUUCAUCAAGCGUAACAAUUAUUACACAAACCGUCAAUUGUCAGAAAUCAAUUUAUAUGUCAGUCAUGAGCCUGUAUUAAGGCCAAGUGUUGAAGUAUUUGUAUUUUAAUGUCCAAGAAGAAUUAAAGUUUAUCCAACAGUCCA